Molecule: messenger RNA, 36347 nt
Organism: Pocillopora meandrina
Lineage: Eukaryota; Metazoa; Cnidaria; Anthozoa; Scleractinia; Pocilloporidae
Source: the annotation of a GenBank genome assembly
AUGAAGGCACUAGACAGGAGUGUCGAAACGUUGGGUCUAUGAAUUGUAACUUUUUCGGUUACAUUCAUUAAAUCUGCAAACCAGAGUAGCAUCAAACUAUGUCCAGUUGGAACAAAUAGGCUAGAUUGUGCAGUUUGUGCAGUAGAUUCUAUUAAGCCAGUUAUGCAUUUUGUCCAGUUGAAGCACUUAAGGUAGUCAGACCAUUUUAGAUAGAUUGUGCAAUUUUUGAAGUUAAACUAUCCUCGCCAGUUUGACUAUGUAACCAGUUGAAUCAUUUGAGGUGACUUAAGCAGUUUCCGCAGUUGAACUGAUUCAGCUAGUUAUGAAUUUUGGCUGGUUAAACCAUUUCAGCUAGUUACGCAUUUUGUCAUUUUCGCUAGUUUGACCAUUUUUUUGAACCACUUCAGCCAAUUAAGAUACAUUGUGCAAUUUGUGCAGUUCACCUCGAAUGUCAGACAAUUCGCCCCGACAAUUAGCCCCCAAUUUCAAUACAAUUCACCCCAAUGUGAAAACACCCAAAUUAUUGUAGAAAAUAUAGCUUUUGUCACAAGGCAAUCAUUUCUUGAAAGAAAAAAGAAAACUCGACUACUCGAGUCAACCGAAACCAAAAUAAUUUACUGAUCGUCAAUCGCGUGAGCGUAAGAUGCUGAUACGUGUUCAGUUCUUCGGUUUUAGACGCGCGAGAACGCGUUCGCCCUUAUUAUACUUAUAAAUUCGACCGUAGAUAGCUUUGUUUCAUGUACGAUGGGCACGAAUGAUUCGGUUGACUGACUCGGUGUUUUCACAUUGGGGGUGAAUUGUCUAAAAAUUGGGGGCGAAUUGUUUGAGGGGCGAAUUGUCUAAAAAUUGGGGGCGAAUUGUUUGAGGGGCGAAUUGUUCGAGGGGCGAAUUAUUCCGAUACCGUUUACCUCUUUCUGCUGGUUUGACUAUUUUAACUAGUUAUACCGAUUAAGCAAGAUCGUGCAUUUGGUGCAGUUGAACCAUUUAAGCUAGUUAGGCAUUUCCUCCGGUUGAACCAUUUGAGCUAGUUUGACCAUUUGAACUGAGGAGGGCAUUGGGGCCCAUUAGAAACCUUAAAACCGUAGAAAAAAUCAUCCAAAACCGAAAAAAAACUCGAUCAAAACCGAAAACGGCAUGCAAAACUGUCAAAAUCGAUACACUUUCACAUCCCAGUUAUUAAAACCCUGAUCGUUUCGAUACAGUGAUGACAAGUGUAGCGUACAGAGUAAACUACACUAAUUUCAUGACAGGAUCCAUGAAUACCAUGCACUUGGCAUUCGUAUCUUCUAGUAUCUGCUUAAAUUAACAGCUACGCUCUCGAGGACCUCGAGCGUGGUUUCUGCGGACUCAGCAGCUGGUAAUGGAGCCUAAUUAAAUUAAGGAAAUUCGCACAAAAGCCCUCCAUAGGAUUGCAAUUUUGCAGUCGCAAAAAGCUAUAGCUCUGGAAAGUUUCAUCAAAAAUCCCUGAUCUAACAUUUCCAUUCGCGAACUAAGACCUGAAAGUUUGGAGAUUCCACUGGAAUGUUGAAUCAAUCAGUCACGUAUGGCCUGUAACUUGGUCAUCAACUUCGAGGUGGCGUUGAUAAAGAAACUUUGGAAAUGAUCCGUGCUUAGCCAUGCCCUACGUGCAGGCGCGUAGCCGUACCCUCCCUUCUUUUCCCCCCCUCAGGGGAGGGGAGGGUACAACUACACGUAGGCUACCUAGGGAUCCCUGCGAUAUUUCAAUUGGUUUGUCACUCAUUCCUCUCGAUAAAAUUUGCGUUUAGCGGCUAUUCGAGAUUAGUGGAGGCGCGUAGUUGCCGCUCAGAUCGAAGAGAAACCGGAACCCAAAUAGGUCUAAUUGGAAAAACCGAAAACUGCAUCGGAUAUCAAAGCCGAAAACCAGUUAGUAUUUUUGCGAAAACCGAAAACCAAAUGCUAAAAAAAAUCCGGAAAAUCCGCAAACCACCAAACCGAAAAAACCACCAAACCGAAAAACGAAGUUUUUGGCACAAAAAAAACCGAAAAACCGAUCUAAAACGUAGCCAAAACUGCAAAACCGAAAAUCCUAAAUCCCCCCUUUGAACUACUUUAGCCAAUUAAGAUAGAAUGUGAAAUUUGUGCAAUUUAACUGUUUUCGUUAGUUUGACUAUUUUAGGUAUUUGAAUCUAGAUUGUGCAGCUUGUGCAGUUGAACCAUUUAAGCUAAUUGUACAUUUUUUCAAGUUAAACCAUUUAGCUAGUUUGACCAUUUGAACUACUUUAAACAACUACGAUAUAUUUUUCAAUUGUUUUCAGUUUAACGGUCUUCGCUAGUUUGAUUGUUUAACCAGUUGAGCCAAUUGCGCUGAACUGUAAACUAUUUUUAUUACAUGAACAACGAUUCACUGAAAUCAAAUGCAUAAAUCCGCUGAAUAAAGCAAAAUAACCGAGUCACAAAGGAUAAGAAAGCUAAACAAAAACGAUGGAAUAGUACAAGUUAUUUGUGUCUUGUCCCGCUACAAAAAAUGAAAUCUUGUUCGGCAAUCUUAGCAGAAACUAAAACUUAAACUCAAAACAGACCAUGUGCUCUCGAAAACUUGAUAUCUUACCGUGACUGCAAAAUAACCAGCGGUACACUGAAAUAUCUACUUGACUGUCCGCAUUCGAAUCAGGUCGCAGAAAUGACAUAACUACUUUCUAGGCAGAACCAAUUCUGCUGGAUCGUGCAGUUUGUGCAAGUUAUGCAGUUGAACAAUUUAAGCUAGUUUGAUCAUUUGUGACUUCAACCAAUUAGUUAUUCAACCAGUUAAGUUAGUUUGGUUAUUUUAACUACUUUAACCAAUUAUGGUAGAUUGUGGAGUUUGUGAGGUUGAACCUUAUAAGAUGCUUGUGCAUUUUUUUCAGUUUAACCAUUUAAGCUGGUUUGAGCAUUUUAACUAUUUCAACCAGUUAAGCUGGAUUGUGCAAUUUGUCAGUUUAACUGUUUUCGCUAGUUUGACUAUUUAACCAGGUAAACCAAUUGAGCUAGUUUAACUAUUUUAACUACCUGAACCAAUUCAGCUAGAUUGUGCAGUUUGUGCAGUUGAACAAUUGAAGCUAGUUUGAUCACUUGAACUACCUUAACUAAGUAAGAUAGGUUGUGCAAUUUGUACAGUUCAACUGUUUCGCUAGUUCGACUAUUUAGUUGAACCAAUGAACCAUUUCGGAGGCUUGUUGCGUGGAUGUGAUUAAAUUUGGCUGCUUACCUGCUGUAAACUGUCCAGCUUUAUAGACUUUGAGUUUUCUACCUGUUGAGAUUUACCUGCGUCCCUAUACAGUCAUUUAAAGAUAGGGUGAACUUGUCAAUUGCGUGGAGUUUUGUGCCAAUUAAAUGACUGUAAGGUUAGUUGUAUUGCUUCUUAGAGCUGGUGGGUACGUACGGUGAAUCAAACGUUCUCACAGGUUGUGCCCAAAGAGUUCAUGCCAUGAUGCAUCUGUUCUUCACAGUUACUAUCCAGUGCACAAUCAUUUGCAAAAUUUAGAUCACGGAUGGUGGUAAGACUGACCUCAAGUGUUUCCUUAAGUCGUCUACGAUUGUGAAGCAUGUGAUCAGUUCUAUAACGAGUUUCUACGCCUGUAUCACCUUGUGAGAAUGCACCUGGGAGCAUUGUAGAGAGCAUCAUUGAGAAGAAGGUUGGGCGAGAACACACACGUGUUUCAAGCCAUUGUUGACCGGGAAAUAUUUCCACACCUCACUAUUUUACAAGUUCCAUCAUUUCAUUAAGAAACUUUCCAAUCAUGGUGAUGAUAAUAGAGGUGCAUCUAGCUUUGAGAUGACUUUCUAUAGAUCAUCACGACUGACCGUGUCUAACGCCUUGGUCAGGUCAACAAAGGUGGUACAAAGGUCCUAGUGUUACUCCUGGAUUUUCUCAUAAAGUGACGAGCUGUAAAUAUCACAUGUACUGUUCCGCUGCUGCUUGUUCGAAACCUGCACGGACUCUCGGGCAGGAGACCUUGUUGCAAAUGUUUGAUGAGUCGAUUAGGCAUGACUCUAGCAAGGAAUUUGCCUAAAACUGACGGCAGUAACGGUGUUCCCUUGUGGUUGUCGUAGGACUGCCUGUUUCCUCGCUCUUACAAUUGGACAAUGAUAGCCUUAUUGAAGUCUUGAGGUAGAACAUCUUUGCUCCAAAAGGAUGAGAACAUUUCACACAGAUUUUGGGUGACUAUUUUAUUUCUUGCCUUUCAUAUUUACGCAGGAAUGGCGUCUGCGCCUGGAGCCAGGUGUCUUGCAUUUUUCUGAGAUGCUCUUGAGUUUACUAUUGCAGGCAAUAAAGACUUUCAUUUCGAUACUGAUGUUGCGCUGACUUGAUAGGCAAGAAAGUGCUUACGUUUCUGCUCUAAGAGUUCGUUUAUUUCCACACGUUGUCAUCAGACCAAUCCUGAUUUUCCUAAGAGACCGAGCCUAGCUGUUGCAGUGAUGCAGUAUAGAAAAAUCCACUCCUCUUUAAGACUUAUUUCACGGAAAUGGAGAUCAGGAAGCUUAUCCAUGAGGUCACUGAUGACUUAAGUUCAUUCAUUUUCCCGAAUAAAAGAUUCCAGUUCACAUGGAGGAAUAUUAAUUUCAUAAUCAUCUCAACUAUAUCUCUGUGGCUUAACGGAUGAUUCCUUUUUGGUAUUUUAAUCUUCUGUAGUGUCACAGUAAGAACUGCAAUAACUUAGGUGGCUUCGCCUCCUAUAGGAGAUGCGAAUUUUUCACACCUUGUGCGAAUGUUUUAAAGGUGUUUCUGAGAAAUUGCACCACAAUAUCUCACAUUUUAUGCAAAAUUUUGUGAUUAUUUUGAAAAACAUUGCUGAGAUGGUCGGGAUUUUUGAAGAAAAAGAUUUUUUAGAUUUUUAGAGUUAAAAGAGAUUUAUAGACAUUUUUUUGAAGAAUUUCUUGAUAGAUUUUGGGAAUUAUGUAUCUUGGCCUAUUUUGAGAUAUCAAUAAAGUUGUGUUCAAUAUAUGACAUGAUUUCAAUUUGAGAGUUCUCUUACUUAAUCUUGCGCACCGUGACUUAUAGAUGAGAACUAGAUCCUUGUAACAAGGAUUCCCAUCCUUCCCAUCCUUUCCUUCCUCCCCGCGAGCCAGUGAUGAUAAACAUUUUUUUUCGAGCUUUCUCUAACUAAUUAUUUAGCGGUCCUAGAUUUUAUUUGAAUGUAAGAGCUCUUGCUGUUAGGUAUCUAAGUGAAUACUCUGUGAGGUUUAUUGAAAGCAAUACUGAGAACUCCUGGAAAGGGUAUUUUAUCUAACAGGUACAUGGCGUGAUAAUCUCACCAAUCAAGCAAUUGCAGACAGACGAAUGAUAGAACCAAUAUGACAGAAUCCAAUCACUGAACUACUGCAUGAUGCCACAGAUGUUGGAAUUUUUCAGAUCGCUCAAAUAGAUGAAACCGUAGCAUUAAUUUGCACUUAGCUCGAUCAUUAACCAUUUACACCCUUAGGUUGGUACUCAUAUUCUCCACACUGAUCUCUCUACAUUUCCUGUGGUAAGGACAAGGAGAAUUUGUUUAACAAUCAUGAGCUUUUCAAAUUGGUUAUUAUUUUCAUUUUUCUCAUUACCUAUACAUUCAAUUCAAGGUUGAUACUGAAAUGAGAAAUUAGAAGGCAGUCACCCUUUAGAGUUAAUGGGUUAAUAACUCAGAAUUGGACGUGAAUGAAAUCGCUCUUUUAAAAAAAGAAAGAAGGGAAAAGAAAGCGUUUUUUAUGACGGAAUACAGGAAAAAAAACUGCUGCAAACAAAUGGAGAUUUAAUCAUUAUGAUUACCCCUAGCUUAGUGCAUGGUGAGCCAACAUGGAUAUUCAAUUUGUCCUUGAUGUUUAAGCUAGCCUUGUGUUAUGUAUAUUUGCUCUUGCACCUCAAAGGCACAAAAAAAGCAUCGAUGAGAUUUAGCGAGCUGCUUGUGAUGAAACCACAAAAUAAAAUGAUAGUUUUAAGCAAUUAUUCGGACGUAUAGGUAAUAAAUUGCUAAACAAUGUUGAGAUAAGCGCAUACUCCAUUGACUCUGCAUGCACACUUUACUAUCCACACCAGGUCUACAUGUUGAGGUCCUUACGAUUCAGAGCCCACGUAUGCGUCCUAGAGUUUCAAAAAGUCUGAUUACAGAUUACUUGAGACUCGGAGGGUAACGGAAAGGCUCUGGAUGUGCUAUAAGAGCCCUGACCCUGCCAUCGCUGAGCAUUUUUAAGGUCGAUUAUUGUCGAACGCGGAUGAAAUUUUUGGGGUAUAUUUGUUGUGUUUAACAAUUGGUGCCGCUUUACUAAUAGCCUUUUGUAACAGGGACGUUAAAGAGCCCUGUGACCUGCAUCAGUUCUCCUUUUUUUUCUUUUUUUCUUUUUUUCUUCCUUUUUUCUCAAACACUUUUUUGGAGCAAAACGGACAUAUCGUUAAAGAUUCCAAACAUGAUAGGAAAAUUAAAGAGAAAAUGUUCCCAAUAAGGCAAGUGCGAACGGUACCCUAAAACAAAGCACCACCCUAAUGGUUACCUCGGCUGAAAACAGCCUACCAUUCUCAAAUAAUGUUGCGCGCGUUGAUUCUGUUAUUUUUUAACAUAGAGAGCAAAUUACUAAAGGUUGAUUGGUUCAGAUACAGGGAAUUUUCCCUUUAUUUUGGUAAUUGCCCUAGGGAAAAUAACCCAAAUUUGAAAUAUCUUCUGUUCUGAUUGGCACCUGAGCAGGCAAGAUGGGCGCGGGACUGCCCGCUGUGAUUCCGCGCAAAAACAGCUGGCCUCCUUUCCCGUCUCUCGAAAUAAACAAGUCUUGAUUCGUAAUAAAGCGGCGAUGUUUUUGCUCUAUAAUAAAUCCGAUAUUGACCAAGCUUUUUCGGUCGAGGUGGCUGGAUAUUAGUGUCGUUCUCUUUUUCCGUUUUUAUGGAAAUAAAACACAAAAAGAACUGACCCAAUAUCUAGCCAUCUUGACCUCACGCUUGGUCAAUGACGCUAUAUGAAAAAUUGCGUUACUUCCGAUUCUUUCCAAAUUUGGAGUAUAAGAUGUUGAAAAUUAAAGCCAAUUUGGUAGUUAAAUAUGCACUACACAACUAAUAUUUCAAGUUCAAUCGGCGUCGAUGUGAGUCGAUCUUAUUUUAUCCCCGUUGAUGAUGAUUUAGAGGUUAAAUUUAUCAUUGGAAACUCCGUAGAUGGAAUAGACAGUGGUGAAGGACGCAGACUUGAUCGGGGGGUGGAAAUUGAGAUCGAGAAAUCGAGAGCCAUCGAACAUAUAGUUUUGAAAAGCAUAGUCGUUCACCUCCAGUAGCCUAUUUCGCAUUCGCGUGCAGUUCCUGAGUUUUUAUCAAAAAUUUGUAACAAGUAUCUGAGACCAAAGAGCCCCAUAAUUUACGCCAAUGGAUGUGACUCAACUAUGCGAUUCAAACCAUGUGACGCGUAAUACGAUUGGUUGUUUUGUUGCCAUAGAGAAAUGCAUAUUUUGAUUGUAAGCGAUUACUAGUUAGUUUGUACGUGUGUUUUGUUUUAGUCAACUUCAAUUUAGGAGCGGAACAAACCAUUGUCACAUUGGUAUUCUUAGCAAAGGAGAAGAUGCUAUAAUUGAGGAGGUGAGUGAAACGUUUUCAUCGGGUAUAAAUUCAGAAUAACAAGUACAAUCUUUUAAUGCUUAUCCUCAAAAAUAACUCAGAAUUUUUAAGCCCUGUUCAAACGGUCACGAUAGUUCAUGAUAGUUGAAAUAAUCAUUUGCCGUUAUGUUUGCGUUCAAACAUCUCAUGAUAGUUAACAAUUGUUCACCAAAGUGGAGGUAAAUAUCAGGUAAUUUACUGUCAACAACUGAGUUGAAAACGUAAAUUGGCCACCGUAAAGAGUUAAAAAGCUGACGUUUCGAGCGUUAUCCCAUCGUCAGGGCGAUUGACGAAGGACUAACGCUCGAAACGUCAGUUUUUUUUACUCUUUACGGUGGCCAAUUAUGUUUUCAACUCAGUUGUUAUCUCUAAAUUACCUGCUAUACCCUCCCACCGACGCAGCACCACAGUAUCUUUAGAAACUUACCCUCUGUAUUCAUGGGGGUAAAUAUCCAUCAUUUUCAUCGACACUGAGGUGAUUAAUUUGUUUCAGUAUAUAUAGUAUAUCACACAAGAACCAUAAACUUAGUUUAUUUCUUUUAAUAUACCGAAUAAUGGUGGGAAUUCAAUUCUUGUUGUUCAAUUUUUUCUCAUCAUCUGUUCGGAGGUGAAUGGUACUUGCCAUUCAAUUCUGAACUAGCCAAUCAGCACAUGAAAAAAAAAUCCAUUCACUGAAUGUGUGUUAUAUACUAAUUGAUUAUAGCUGUUGAAAUCAUACAAUGGGAUUUUACUGCCGGCUGAUACCUAGUAUCUUAGUGUGUGAAAUUGUAAGCAAAAUAUCAGCCAAGAAGAGUGCUUAUCACCACAAAUGAAGCAGGAAGGAGUGGAUAUGAAGUCAAGAAGUUACAAGCAGAAGACAGAAGCCUUUAACCCUUUAACUCCCAGAUCAAAUUUGUCAUUCUCCUCACUGUCAACCAUACAAUUCUUAUAAUGUUAGUUCAGAUAAUUUAGUAUUGGAUCAACAAAUUAUCCCCUAAUUUAUAUUUUUCGCUAUUCUCAUGACUUAUCUGGUUGAUAUUGCAUUGAUAUUGUAAGGAGAAAUUCUGUCUUGGUCACUCAUGGGAGUUAAAGGGUUAAGGAGAUGUUGAAAAUGAACUUUCAGACAACCUAUAAAAUUUUGACAACUAUUUUACCCCUCUUAUGAUUUUCCAUUUCAGUUUGAGCCUAUUUUUGGCAAAACCACAGACUGAAAAACUAGUUGAUUAUAGUUUUAGUUCAAAUGUGCACCAUAGUUAGUUACUAUCAUUGUCUAUCUGUACCAUUUCUAUAGGGCUUUGCAGUAAAUCAGUGUACAUGUUUUGAACUUGAUAUGUUGACUUCAUUUGAAAUACAUUUUUGUUUCAAUGUGUUGGUGUUGACCCCAAAUUUCUUCUGCUUCUGCCCCCCCAGUUCUGUUUUGCCAGCAGUUAGUAGUCUCAUAUUUUCAAAGAGCAUCAGGUUUAUUUUUCUGAUGAGAGUGCUAUAUUCAGGCCUGAAAUUAUACUUCAGUUCAUUUCCCCAGGGACAUUGUGAGACAGUUUUGUGAAUUUCCUGAGAAUGAUUUAUCAUCUGUGAAUACUUAAAGCCCACUGCUCCUCAUAUUUCCUAACCAAACCCAAAGUGAGUUUAGGAGUAUUUCAGCUUUCUCUGGGAACAACAUAUGCUUUGUGGUGUAUCAUAAAAUGAAAAGGGGAUAUUUAAAAGUUUGGUUUUGCCAUAGUGCCUGGAAGUGCAUGCUAGAAAUGAUUGAAAUUGCUUUGCAUUGUGUCAUACCGAAGAGUGUCAUAGCUUAUUGUUUUGCAAACCAUAUUUCCCAUUGCUUGAUUUUAAUCACUGUCAAUGGUUUUAGAUGUUUUGUUACUCAAAGGAAAUACCAAAGAAGAGACAAAAAAAAAAAAAAUAAUUGAAGAUGCAAAAAAAAAAAAAAAAAAAAAAAAAAGUGAAGAAUGUCAUAAAAGCCACUUUGCAGCAUUCAUUUUAACUUUGUCAGUCAUGAGUUAUGAUAGUUGUGUUUUGAUGCUAGUUUUGCCAAAGAGACCUCCUAUUGAUUAGCAAGGGAUAGUGGAGGGCAUAUUUAUUUACUUAGUAACACUUCAAACCUGCCCCCAUGCUGACACACCCCCAUUUUUCCCAAAAAUAUUUCUUCCCAGUAAGUGUUUGACUGACAUUGGAAAACAUGAAAAUUUUGUGAAAAGAUUUAGAAUUUACUUUUCUCCUUUCAAAUUUUCAGGAAUGUGGCUGACAUCUGGAGGAUCAAUUUUGUAUUACUUCAUAAUAAUUAUUCAUAAUAAUUACUGACAUUUUGAUGAAAAAUCUUUUUUUCCUCAAAUAUGAUAACAAAUUUAUGCUAAUUUUUCUGAAAUUCUUAUUUUAAUACACUUUAAUGUAAGAUAAUGUAGGGCCUUAUUGCUAUAAAUACAUGUAGAGGUAAAAAAAUGAAAACACAGUGUGGUCAAUUUCAUGUAUUUUUGGGGGCCAUAGAUGAGUUAAAAAUUGCAAGAUCAGUACUAAUAUAUAUGACCUAAAUGUAAAUGAGUGAGCCAUUGUUUUAUAUAUGUUAGUGCAUCUAGUUCAAUCUGUUUCCUAAGGACUGUGAAAGGUGUUCACUGUAGUUUAGGGUAAAACUUUGGAGUCGAGGGAAAGAUCAUUUUCCUUGAUGAAAAUUGAAUUAGUUGGUAGUGACAAAACUAAUCAGUGAUCGGUACAGCAUUCUGUGCCACACAGCUUUGGUCCCAUAACAUCUACUUUGUCAGUUUUUCUAAGUCAUUGCAUAAUCUGGUGACUGACAUAAUAUGAUAUGUCUCUGUGUAGAACAGCCCACACAUUACUCAAAGUUCUGUUAAUAGACAGACAUCUUCUGAUUGGACAUGGCACUACUGGAUGUACUGAAAGAAUGAUACAUAAGGGAACUUAUAAGAAACAAUAAGCACAUUUAGAGGUGCUCAAAAAAAAAGCCAUAAAGUUACAUAUAUUGUUAAGUUCAAAAAAAAGGCACUAGAUAGAGCUCUUUAGAGGAUUCCAUGCACAAUCAAAAUCCCUUGGUAAGAUAACUCUUCUGCCAAAAGAGAACUAGUAGUAAUAAUAAUGAUAAUAAUAAUGAGACUUUGAUGAUGUUCUUUUUGGGUCUGAGAGUCUGUGUCACCUCAGUAUAAAAACCUGAUCAAAGAAAAUGGGUGGUGCUUGUGUUCUUUAGAGGGUAAUUCUUUGAAAUAAGACCUUCAUAAUGAGGACUCCCGAAGAGUCCCUUUACUUUGUUCGGAGAACACACACCUUAAUUCCUCUCAAAAAAAGGGAGAAAACAAAAGACUGGAAAAAUUUUUUUUUUUUAUAAAGCACCUUAGGAGGUGCUCUAAAAAAGUCAUAAAGAUACUUACAUUAAGAAUUAAUGUAAAGAAUACAGUUUUUAACAAAGUACACUCUGAAAUUCUUAGUAUCACUCAGGCACUGUGUGUAUCUGAAUACACACGGUGUGUGUACUUUAUGAAGAAUUUGAGUGUGUAAACCAUUAAAAGAUGAUUUUUUCGUUAAUCUAAGUAUCUUAAUGGUUUUCUUGGGCACUUCUUCAUGUGCCUCAGGACACAAAAAAAAAACUUUUUCCAGGUUCUGUGUUUUUACCUUCUUGUGAGGACUCAAGAUGUGUGUUAUACGAACCGACUUAUGAGGACCAUUAAAAAAGUCCUCACUAUGAUGGUCUUUUCUCUUAUUACAACGUAUUUAUGAGGACUUUUUUGUGGGGACUUGAAAAUGUCCCCACAAUUUGAACAGACCCCACUUUGCUGGUGUGUAUUCAUAUGAAUGUCCCCAUAGGUGUGCAAAGGUGCACGCACACACGCACACACGCACACACACACACACACACACACACACACACACACACACACACACACACACACACACACACACAUACGCACCUUUGGCAACUUGUGAGGACUGUGUUUACACACACCGCUUGCGGGGACCCCCCCUUCUGCUGGCAGUAUCAAAAUAAAAACUACGAUGUUUGAUAGCUUGUUUGCCUUACUCUUUAUACACUUGAUUAGAAUUGAGGAAAUUUCAAUUUUUCUUGUGGGGACUUCCUUAUGGGGACCUGUCCAUUACUCAACUUUGCCUACUUGUGGGUACUACUUUUAAUAUAAGACUUGUGAGGACAUACUUACCUAACUUGUGGGGUCUCUGUUUCCACACCCUCUUAUGAGGACCACCUCUCCUUUUGCUGGAGAAGGCGAAGAAGUUUUGCUGAAGGCCUGGUACUUUCCUGCAGCGGAAGAAAACCCUCGUGAUUAAAUACUAAUAAUGAAGGCCCGUUAGCGUAAUCGCCUUUGCAGUCGUUGUUUGGUCUUGCAAUGGGAGAGAGACUGCACUGCGUGGCGAGACUAAACAACGGCUGCGACGGAGACUACCGCAAGGUUGACACCAAUGGAGUUUAGUGUUGCUUAAAACUAUUCAGACACCAGUGACAAUAGACCAGAAAAACACCUGUGUCUAAAUUCAUUUCAGAUAAAUUGAAUGGGUCUUUUUUGCUCUUUAAUGAAAUAAAUUUUUGUCGGAAUCUUUUGAAGUUAAUACUUUUUCUCUUUUUACAAAAAUGAAAACGUCAGUCAAUUAGUGUCCCACCUGAGCUUAUCCAUCCAAAGAAAUAACUUUUGCAUGCAUAGCAUGCCUACAAUGAAGGAUGACUGCGACUUAAGGAAGCCCAACUGAAAAAAUCUCAAAAGUGACCCUUCAAUUUGGGAUAAAAUACUCUUUGCAGGAAAGACCUAAUCUUUAUCUUUCAAAUUCGAAACUCAAACCUGCGGGUAUCUUUCUGUGAAGAAGGCAAGAGACAGUUGAUAUAACUCGAAUCCUGUAAUGUUUACAACAAAAGUCCAACUGUCACGCUUUCAAUAACACCAACUCGACAGUAAUGAUUUUAGGAAAAGGGCACAAAAAUAUUUAUUGUAAAAGCUUUCUGAAUUCGGCUUCUUUGAUUAAGAGAUGGCUUUUCAGUUUGGUGUAUGAAAAACCCAUGAUAUUGGCCAACUGGAGGAAAGGCAAUACUUGACAAAUACAAGUUGAGCACUACAAUGGGUUCCAUUUUGGUAACACACCCUUUUUUUUAACGUCUAAUUUGGGGGCUGAGGUUGAACGUUCUUUUUUAUGCAAUUUGAGUCUGAAAACGUUCUUAAGAUGUUCUGAAAGUUUUAUUAUUACGGACUAAAUUCGACCACAAUAUGAGUUGUUCUUCAGUUUAUCGUACAACAGUAAAAAAAAACCGCAUUCUUAAGUAUUUGAGUUUAUUGUCCUGUUUGACCACAGUUUAACAUUUCUUUUGCCUUUAUUUAUUCUUCUCAUAAAAAAAAAAGAUAAAAAAGAUGAGCAAAAUGAAAAAGUUCUCAACUGACUCUCAGCCUGGGUAUGUUCUAAGAAUGUUUUAAAAAUUUGGGCUAAUCUCAGCCUAAACGUUCCUAUUAAAAAGGUUCUUAUAAAAGAAAAAAAAAAAGGAUCUAGUACUUGGAACUUAAUUAAUAUUGGCUUCCAUCCUACACGUAGCAUAUAUAUAAACCAGACUGGUAAGCCCUCCUCAUAAUCUUGGAACUUCAGGUGGCUUUUCACAAAAAAAAAGGCAAGAGAAGUUUGAAGUUAAUGGAACUGUAACACUUUAAUAUAAUUUUAAGCAGCGAUGUCUAUUUAACUGUCACAGGAGAGUUAUCAACCAAAGCCACUCACUGGUGAGUAGAGCAGAUAUUCUGCAUCCCAUGUUGCAGACAUCUUUUUAGUGAGAUUGGCCAUAAAAUUGUAUGCUAAUGGCUACUAAAAUUUAACUUAAGACGUAGUUUGGUUGCACAACCCUCUGAUGUUGGUUUCACAAUGCUUGAUCAAUAACAGUUCAAUUCAACCGCUGUAGUUAUAAAUUUUUUUGUUAAAAUCAUUAUGCAAAACUCUCUCAUUCGUUUUGCUUACACUCCAGAAAUGAAGCACUCUUAGUUAGUGUAUAUUAAAAUCCACCUCUGGAAUUAUCAAUGAUCAAGUGUAAGAGACUUAAAAACGGUAAAAAUUCUGGAUAUAACCCUGAGCUCAUAAUUAGGAGCUUUUUGUUGUAAAGAAGAUAUUGCCCAAUUAAAAACUAGUUAGGCCUACAAAUGGAUGGCAAAUUGCUUCUAAUAUUUUGCAAAAUACAUAUAACAAUACUGCAUUGUAUAUAUUUAUAACUUAACAAGGCCGGAUCAGUGGUUACAAGCUACAAUGCAAUACUGGCUGAAACUACACCCUUUAACCAAACAGUAAUGAUAUGGAUAAAAAAAAAAUUCUGUUUAGUCAUAUUAAGAAUAUUGGUGGGUAUGUAAGGUCUACAGAGCUUACUAUCAGGAUAUAUAGAUUUGAGAAUUUGGUAGCUUAUAUUGAGGUUGGGUACUUUAAUAUAGGCUUAUAUCCAAAUGUUCAGGGUGUGUUUUUUAUAACAGUAUAACCCAAACAUUUGCAGGAGCCUUAGAUCCUGGCGGAUUAUACAAUUCACUAAAACUGUAAGCGCAGGAGUAUUUAUAAGAAGUCUUGGUAGGGCUCACCUUCGGUAACAGUGAUUACGUGAUGAGAAUCUACAGAAACUUUUUAAAAUGAUUGAUAAAAUAAAGGGAAGCUCUAUUACUUUUGAAGAAAAUUGAGGCAACUGGAACAUACUAUUUGCCUUUGAAUCAGGAGACCCACACAAACUUUGACUAUAAGUAAUAUUUUUAAAUAUUGCGAAAUGCAAAGCAAAACUUCCCUUAACUAUCAUAAUAUUAGCAAUUAUGUCCAACAACAUAGCGAAUAUACUAAUUAUCUCAGUUGUAUUUUGUUGUCCUUGCAGCUCUUGGGGUGAAAUUUUAGCAAGGUAACAGGGUAGUCAUUAAGGGCAGGGGACCAGGGAGUUUCCUUAGUUUCAUAGAGGAUAGAAUAAAAAUAGAACCAAAAAAAAAUAAAACCAAAAAAAAGGAAUCUGCUUAAUUUCCUGCCUUCUUUCUGUAGUUACCCAGAAACUUGAGAUCUUUGUGACAGCCCUGAGAUUGGAAGAGUUUGGCAAAACAGUAGGUUACCCUGCACAGGAUUAGUUAUACUUUGAGAUAACAAAAACAGAACGAUUCUAUUAGUUAUACUUAGGGGCAAGAACCUGCUUUUUCUUGUCAAUCUGAUUUUUCAAAAAGUAUUAAACAGCAUGCCGGUCCUUAAGUUGUUUGUAUUUUAAAAGCAAGUGUUGCACUAAAUGCACCAUUUGCUUUUAAAAUACAAUUCUAAAAGUUUAGUUUUCUUAAUAACGUCAUUGUUUGACAAAGUUAAAUAUGUGAUGCCAAACCCUUUCAAUUGGUUAUAUCUUAAUACUCCAAUCAAGAGCUAAAUAGAGCGCUCUUAGUUUGUGUAAUACUGAAAUCUACCUCCAUAGUUAUCAAUGACUGAAUUUGAGAAAGUCGAAAUAAUGUAAAAAUUCUGGACACAACCCUAAAAUCCUAUUUUUAAGGUAGCUUAUUUUUAAAUUUUGUCCAAUUAUAAAAUUUUGAGUUGGAAUUACAAGUGGAUAACAUAUUGAUUCUAAGACUUUUAAAAGUUUUGAUGUCAAUACUACAGUUUAUAUCAUUUUACACUUGAAAAAGCCAAUUUAAUGGAGGAUUGGUGGCUUACACUUUGGGGGGGGGGUAUUUUGGGAUUGGCCUAUAUCCAAAAAUUUAUGGUAGAAUUUAACAUAUUCUAUUUGUCGUUGAAUCACAGGGUAUCCACGCAAACUAUGACGAUAAGUUUUUUUUUUAAAUAUUGGAGAUGUUUGGAAACAGCAAAAUACCCCUUAAUUAUCAUGAAUUACUGUUUUUUGUUGUCCUUGCAGCUAUUGAGGUUGAAUUUUAGCAAGGUAUUAAGGGUUGUCAUUAAGGGUGGGGAAAGAUCAGUUCACUUAGCCAUUUUUAGCGGCAAGAACCCUCUUUCUCCAAUGUCAAUAUGAUUCUUAACAAAAUAUUUAACAGCAUGCCAGUCCCUACCAUCUAAUGCACCAUUUGCUUUUAAAAUACAGUUCUUACAGUCCAAUUUUCCCGUAAAGCGUCUUUCUCUGACAAAUGAACUAGGGUGCUUAAAAAACUGCCUCCUUCUCUUCUUCUGUACAUAAAACAUGGGCAUCUUACUCUGUAAAGAAAAUCAAAAUAAGCAUAACAAGUAAGCUUUCAGCUAAAACUUACUCCUCUUAUAAUUAUAACAUUUUCUCUACUUACUCUUUGACUUUGACAUUCCCCGGUCCACAUUUUCCAUGUCCAUGUGACUGCUGCGUUUUUUCGGGGGGGGGGGGGAGGUUUAAUUUCUUUGCAAGUAGUCCCCGUAAACUAACUGUGUAUUAGCAUGUCGCCACAAGAAUGGAAAGUAGUCCCCAUAAGUAGUUGUGUUUAGCAUGUCACCAUAAGUACGGCAAGUAGUCCACAUUAGUAGCUAUGUAGAGCUUUUUCCUUUAAAGUGCCUAUGACACGAAAUUUUGAAAUUUUUAUUUUGCAUUUUCUGGUUGAUAGCUGUAUUUAAAAUUAGAGAUCAUUAACCAUAGCGCUUAGCGAGUUCUCCUUGACCAAUUUUUUUGUCCAUUGGAAGUACGAUUUGGCGGCCAAAAAGUGUCGCCACUAAGCGAGCGGCCAAAAUCAUGUUAUAUAGCUGUGACGUAGAAAACUGUGAAGACGCGUAAGCAAUUAUGGUGGAGAAAGGAGAAAUAUAAUAGAGAGGACGAACAUAGUGCGUGGCUGGAGCGCCAAAUGAUGUUCGCUACAAGAAUAAUACACAUAAACCGGGCAAUUAUAUACACGACUUUCCAAAUGAUGUAGCUGUAUGGCCAAAAUGGACGCUUUCGAUCGUCGACAUCGAGGAGAUUCUACUCUUUAAUGUCGUCGGCCUUAUUCUCCGUACCGGCUUCGAAGACGCCUGUUGCGAACACAUACCACAAAUCAGGGUAAGAUAACCGAUGAAUUCAGCUAAAACAAAUGCUGAUUAAGGGCCCUGUUUCCACACUAUACACGAUUGUUCAACAUUCUUUCCGGCUGACAUUUCGCAAAUGAAAAAUGGUGAGCUCCUUUUUGAUGUUUAUUUCACGCGCUUGAGAUGUACUCACACUUUUUGUCUUUCCACAUGACUAUGUUUGCGCUUUUCUUAUCGUAUGAAUAUCAUACCAACUGUAGUUCCAUCGUAUUUUGAUAAAAGAUUUACAUCAAUUGUAAUGAAGUUCAAGCCCUUUCCUGAGCUGACCGAUAUCCUGUUGCGUGAACAGUGUGCAACCUCUGACGGAUAAUGGCAUAAAAACAAGCUUAAAGGGGCCGUGUAUUCUCCUAACCUAGGUUUCCGAAAAUCCAUCUCACGAGCUAUCAAUUCCCCCUACCUUCAAGAAACCAAAAGUAGCAAUAUUAGCAAUUUCAUUGGGAUAACAGCACCGCAACGAUAUAAAUAAAUUUUAAAUUAGAUGGUAACGAUGCCGUAUGAAAUAUUCAUUAAUAAUACUGAUGUCAGUUAUUUCCUUUGUGCGGAAUGGGUCAUAUGGCAAUGCUGUACUUAAACUAAAUAAGGUUUUUUUCUAUUAAAAUGCCUAUAUGAGAUUAACUUGAAUCAAAUGACUAGAAACUCACUCGUUUUCCUUUCGGUUUGACCGGCUCGACGACCGUGACCAUGGCCUCUGCCUUUGCAAUCUAUGGGAGAAGGAGCAACUUGCAGUAGAACUGCUCGAUUACUCCUCGGUGGAAAAUCAUCGUGCCUAGUGAUACAACUGAUUCUUUCUCAAAAGUUAGCUUUUGGUUUACCGAGAGAAUUUCUCUACAGCAACGAAACACUAGAGCACUGACCGAGAGGAACCUAAUAAUAUUGGUCAUGAAACAGAUGUAAAACAGUCGUUGCCGCAUUUAAAAAAUUUGCCUCUGCUUCACGCCCGUGACAAAAAGAAUGACAUGUUUCUUUAUACAUGGAGAUCAUAUUAUUGAUUUCUUUUCACAGCAUGGAUUGGCGCCAUGGCCAUGGGUUCUAAUUUUUUUUUUGGUCUUAUAUCAAGUGCAUUGUGUGAUCGUCUUGGAUGCCGUGUUGUGUCCUUUGCUGGUGCGUCACUAUCCGUCUCAGGGUUGUUCCUAACCUCCUUCAUACAAGAAGCUCAUAAAAUGUAUGUGACCUACGGACUUGUAUGGGGAGUGGGUUCUAGUUUCUCCUAUGUGUCGUCUAUCGUUGUCCUGGGUGAAUACUUUAAUAGAAGGCGGCUUGCCAAUGGGAUUGCAUCAUUGGAGGUGGCGUAGGCUCUCUUGUUACCGGGCCGGUCAUAAAUUACCUACUGGCAUCUGUCGGAUGGAAACACUCACUAACAAUGCUAUUGCAACAGAAACGAACAGAGCUAUCCACAAAACACAAGCGCAGCAAACUAGACAUCCAGUAACGGGAAUUUUUGUUCUAAUCUUGACCUAAACAAUGCAAGCGGGAAACCGCCUUUGUCAGUCUUCGUAUAAAUCUUCGUUUGAUGCAGCGCGGUUCUCCUUCUUAGGGCUGAACCGUACUCGCAACUUUCAUUUCUUCUUUAUAACUUGAGUACGAUGUAUUACAACUCUCGGUAGAGCUUACUUAAGGUAGGUAGACAUCGCUAUCGGUCGUUAUUUCAAAAUUAUUUCAGCGCUGACUUAUACAAAAUUGCAAGAGAUGUGAAAGGUAUUUUGGUGUAGACUGAGAGUUUUCACAGUUUUCUACGUCAUCAGCCGCUAAUUCGUUACCAGUCCACGGAACACUUUUAAGACAAAAGCACUUUAGGGCCCGAAAAAAACCGAGUUUUAAGUCUGGGACUAUUCUUCAAUCGGAAUUGGUUUGUACAUAUGAUAAGCUAAAUAUUUACGCAAAAAAAUUCGUGUCAUAAGCUCUUUAAGAAUGGCAAGUAAUUCCCAUAACUAGUUGUUUUAGAAUGUCCCCAUAAGUAAGGCUGGUAGUCCCCAUAAGUAAUUGUUUUAGCAUGCAUAUCCCCUCAUGCACGGGAAUCUACGAACGCGUGGCCGCCACUUUGAAAAAGUGACCGAUGUACCCUGGGACGAGGUUGGCAGCUAAGCAUGAAACGGUCUAGGAUCACUUCCUAGUGUAGUUCAACUUGGUAAGUGACCGAUCUUUCCUCUCUCUUUUUAACAUAGUUAGCGCCUUAAACGUGUUUGUGAAGAACAAAAAAAAAUGUGUAGUUUAUGGCUCUCAAGAACAAUAUAGACAGAAGAACAAGAGAAAUUAGUUAUGAAAUUGAAACCACCUACAAUCUUGUACUCACCAUUUCAGUCAUUUUCCGCCAGUGUUUUCCUUGUGAACUUUCUUGUUUCACCUUGACCGACUGUAAGAAGAAGCUUGCUCACUUUGGAAAUUUCAACUGCUGAUUCGUGAAGACAGUAGAAGUCUCCAUGCACUUGGAUUUCAUGACCAAGGUGUCUUGCUUAGUCGGUAUACCUCUGUUCCUUUGAGAGAGACUACUUGGGAAAUGGUUGCCAUAUACUUUCUGAGUUUGGUACUGGCUAUCUCUGUAAGGUUUGACAGAGGUGGGCCGCCUUCCAUAGCAAAUUUGACUGUCUAUUUGACCUAGCAACUAUUAAAUGGAUUUUCAUCUGGAAUACCCACGGCUUUCCUUGUCUUGUUGAGGAGGUCGAUGCUGUUUUUCACCUCAGGUGUCAAAAUUACUGUUACAGUCCUGCCCCACUUACUACGAAUCUCAACUAUGUCUGAUCUGUUUUAAAAAAUAUGAUAAUUAAAACAUAAAUUACGUUUACUCAAACAAUAUUUUACAAACUCAAAUUAUAGAAAUUCCCCAAGGUAUUAAAAUAUAAAAAAUGAAACAGAAAUAUUUUCUUUUAAUGGCCCAAAAAAGGCAUUAUUAGCAUCAGAAAAACACGUCAUUAUGCUGAACAUUUUGAAGACUUCAUAAAAUGUUCUCACUGUCUUUGCUGUAAUUGUGAUAUCAUGACAUCAGGAUGUGCAAUGUGUUACCCAGUCAGGGUUGAUGAAAAUACCAAGGAGAAGGGGGCAAGGCUAAAAAGAAUGACUUUCCGGAUUUAAUUUAGAAAUUAGAAAGCUAAAAUAGGUAAAAAAAAAUAAAGAACCAAAAAAAAAGGAAAAACCAAAAAAGUAUCGAUGCAACAGCAUGAGACUCUUUAAUAUUAUAGUACAUUUUUGCAAUCAUAAUAUUAUCAUUCCACAGAUUUAGCCACCAGUUAGAUCUACCCUUCCUGGUUUCAUUGUUGUUGUCAGGCAAUGUUUUUGGUCAGUCAGUUUGAGUGUCUUAAAGAAGCUCAAUUCCAGAAUUUUCUUGACAUUUUCCUUGAUAACUGGAGACUUUGUUGAAGUAAGAGAUGAAAAUACGACUUAAAUAAGAUUUGGAUUAAGAUAGGGCAAGCAUGCUAUGUUAUAAGCAUGUUUAAAAGUAUUAUUAUCAUAAUAAUCAUUAUUACCUGACACAGAAUGAAGGAAUUUUUCAGGUGCAUUGCUCUGUGAUGCAUUAUUCCACCGUUGUAAGAAGAAGGAACUGGAGAUGUAGAUUUCUUUCCCCUUUGAAUUCAAGAGGAAAAAUAGUGAGUUAUGCUCAAAGUCUUGUUUAUGGCAAGACUGGAACAAAUAAAAAAAAGGUUAAUUACCAUAAUUUGAAACUUCUAAGUUAGGAAAGCAUUAUAAAUAUAUAUGCCCCAGAGGGAAAAAAAAGAAGUUGAUGAGAGAUUCCUUGUUCAAAGGCCAAUAAGCAUUAACCCAGGGUCAAAUUUUUAUCCAAGCUUCUUUAUUCCUUCUUUCAAAAGCCUUUUUUGGAUAAUCUUCUCUUUUCUUUUCAUAGCAUCCAAUUUUUAAAUUGGAGACAAAAAGAAUUGUAUUGAAUUUUCAUUUAAAGCUUUCAGAUCUGGAACCAGAUUUCACACUAAGCCUGGAUUAUCUAAACCUACCUUUGAACAACUCAACCAGAAAAAGGAUUCGGAAACCCCCCCUUACAGAAAUUCUUUGCAAUAAGGGAGCAUGAUCAGUUCAGUAUACAAAAGUGUAAGUAAGUGAGAGUAGAACAUGACCUGUCUGUGGAAAUUUGACUGAAGCAGUUAUACAAAAUGGGCAACGUUGGUUGAGCAAGGACAACUACUGUGGAACUGAAUGGCCAGAUUAAGAGAUGAUCAUAUUGUUCAAGAUACGGGCCAGAAAAAAAUCACUCCAAAUUAAAACAAUCCAACCAGUCAAUAAAAUAAAUCUGAGUAGUUUAAGAUUGAUCACUAAUUGUGUUAUUGUACUAGUUAGAUGUUUCUUUCCAGUUUGUAUCUCCCUUACAAUGCCAUUUCGUAAAAUGAUACUCUCUGAUAGACCUGUGUGGCAAGUGGUCGCUUAUUUCAGCAUAACAAGUUCCUUUUCCUUCAAAAUAUGUCAGGUAAUUGCUUUAUAUGUGGCUAUCAAUAUAAAUUUAGUGACUACCUUUAAAUUAAGCCAAAUUGAAAGGCAGAGAUUCUAAUUAUUUGAUUGCUUUGUAAUUCGCUUCAUCGUUUACCCAGCAUUCCCUAUCACACAACCCAAGUUUCCACUCGUGACAUUGCUGCAAGGAGUCUGCAGAUAUUUAGUUAUUCUGAUUCAUGGAGGAAACAUCCUUAGUUGUUAUGAUAUUUAUCUGGAAUUGUUCAUCAACAUCAGCCAUGUUGUUGCUCUCAUUCAUAUUUUGUUCUUUGUUGCGUUGCACCUUACUCUCAACUUUGCUAUCUUUUACUGGCAUCUUACCUUCAUUAACUACAUGGUUAAGAAAAAAAAGGGAAUGUAACAGUUUUUUUUUUGUUUUGUUUUGUGAUAAUCAUUAUUUCUUAGUAGAGCCAAACUUCAUUUAAUAACUUUAACUCUUCUAUUUCAAAACCACCAUCUUUUGACGCAUUAGUUACGGGGAGUUUUGUCUGAGAAUGUCUUUCGAAGCUAUUCAAACCGUUUCUUUUAGUCACUUUGAGGGUCUGAAGAGCGAAAACUGUCCAAAACACCAUUUAUAGAUACUGUUCUUUCAGAUGCAAAUCAUAAGCUUCCGCAGUUUGGUUAUGCACAAAAAGCAGUCUUACACCUUUCGCUUUUACUCCUCCCCUUUUCUUGCACUUUUCUUACACCACUGUUUUACUUUUUUUUAGCCGUGGUAGUAAUAGUUCAUUGUUUUUAUGAUUUUUAAGGCUUUUGUUUGGUUGCAACUUACCUUUGACGUUGGAAGAGAAUGUAUAAUGAUAUUUAUGAAGACAUUUGAAAUGGCAAAAGCCACUUACAAAAAAACUCAGUGGGGAUUUAAUAUUGGAAAACUAUUUCUGUAACAUCAAAAAAAUCUUUCAUUUUCCAAAGAGCCCUAAGAAUUGAUGGGCUCAGAGUGUAAGGGACAUCUGCAGUUUAUAUAAUAGAGGGUGUGUGUAUGUACAUACCAGUUUCCAAGGAGUCUGUAAAUAGACAGUCAUUGAUCUGAUUCAGGGAGUAAAUCUCUUCAGAAUUUGUUGUUACAUCUAUGUGGAAACUUUCAUCAUUGUCAGGACUGCUGUUUCCCUUGUUCAUAUUUUCUUCUUUUUUUGUGUUGCACCUUACUGUCCCAUUCUUUAGUCCAUCUGCCUUGCUCUCAUUACCUAAGUGGUUAAGAAAAAAGAAAUGUGUAGAGUUUUGCUAAUUUGUGUGAAACCAGGAAUGAAUGAUUGGAGCCAUCAUCAUAAUCAUUGUCGUCAUCAUUUGAAGUAUUAUUAAAAAAAAAAUAACUUUUAGAUUGUUUUGACCAAGGACGGUAUGAGUUGUCAUGAUAUCUAGACAGAUUGUAUGGUAUUUGCAAUAUUCAUGUUAAGAGAGAUUAAUAUACGUAAUCAUAACAGGACUGAAACGGUUUGCAUUUGAGUAAAUCUAAUUCUGGAAUUGAGAAUUAAAUGUUAUAUUUUUUUAUCCUAAGGGCUAUGAAUGUUCCCCUAAAAAAAAACAAAACAAAACAAAACAAAAAAAGAAAAAAAAAAAACGAAAUUAUCUUUAGAAGAGAUGGGGCAAACACCCUGAUAGCUCAUGGGGUCCAUUACACUGAAACACAAGCAAAGAAAAGAGUUGCUGCAGUUCUGUUAAGUAUGACACAAGUCUCCCAAAACAAGUUAUUAAUGGUUAGGUUGCAAUACCUUUUUAGCUUUCGCCAGGGAAGAUCUCUAACUUCAUGGUCACAGUGUAGACCUUCACCGUUCCGAAGUCCACAAAGGGCAAGGCACACUUUGUCUUCACCGUUAAUCUUUCUCAUUUGCUUUAUUUAAUGGAUUAUCGUUUUUUAGUCUUCCAAGUCCAGCAGAGAAUGUUGCAUCAAGGCUAGAAAAUCCACAAAAAUCAAAGUUAUAAUUGGAAAAGAGCAGUCUCAAUUUGUUCCUUGUAAAAGUGUAGUGUAAGGUUUGAUGACUUAGUUUCAGUUCUUCCUUCGGUUGUGUGGCGCAGACCAAGCCCAUCUAAAAUUACACAACUACUUUAUUUACAAUGAAACUUAAAUGCAACUCAUGAUAAAGCCAAAAAAGUGCAAAAAGAGUACCAUAUAUGUUGAUGGUAAUUUUAUUUCAUUUGGAGUAAAUGAUGACAAAUCAUGAAGCACAUUACACACAAAAUAGUAUGUAUUUCAGUAUUAGUGAUUAACAAUCUCAUGAAGCCUAUUUGAAUUCAUUCAGGUCGAUUUGUGUACAGUAGUCUUAGGACAGCCUCCCCCACUACCUUAAAAUAUUUUUUGUUUAACUUAGCGCUUACGGUUAGUGACGUUUUACUGUAUUAUAAUUAAAAUAACUUACCGUAAACACUUGAAUCCAUCCUUAAAAAAGAAGAGAAAGCUUCUUAGUUCUUCCACAUGCAAAUCUUCUCUUUGAUAACCUUCAUCCUCUGAGACAAGUUCCCCUUUAUAUUGAAGAGGGAGAUCACCCUUUGAAAACUUCUCUGUUGGAACACACCUCACCCUUAAAACAAAAUUAUACCAAAUCCGUUGAUCAUUUUGCUUCCCUUUUUGUGGCUACUUCCUCCUGUGGGAGGCAAAGCCAUAUAUAUUAUCGAAAUGAGUAAGUAGCUGUAAAUGAGUUAAUCACUCUUAGCCUUAACCCCUUAACUCCCAAGAUCUGAUUGGUAAUUCUCCCUUCUAGCUGCUACACAUAUCCUUGCAAAUCAGUUGUGAGAAUUUGGUGUUAGAUCAGGACAACAACUUCUACCUGAUAAGUUUGAAUAUUCUCAUGAGCUGUUUGCAAGAUAAUAUAAGGACAUUGUCGGGAGAAAUUUCAUGUUGAUCACUUCUGGGAGUUAAAGGGUUAGAGAUAGAACAGUUAGGUUCUCCAGCUAGCCCCUAUAAAGCUGACCCUCUUCGUCCAUUUAACCAUUCUAAUAAUAUUGUUUUUGGUAUUGUUCUCUUUUGUUUUACUCUAUCUGUGUCACAUCAUAUUACCUUUGGCUUCGAUUUUAGUCGAACAGUUUUUCCCCUAUUUUUACACAAUAAGAUGUACGAGGAAGUUUAGCAUAAAAUAGAGUCUGAAAGGGAUUGUAGUCUAAUGAUCUUGGACUAAGAGGAAGAAGGAGUUUUGUUGCAGUUCCAUGUCACCUAUAUGCGGGGUUUUGUUGCAGCUGUAAAUAUGUACAUUGAAUUGCCUUCAGUUGGGGAUCUGAGAAAACAGUCUGACAAAACCGAUGUACCUCCCUCGGUCAUUCUUUGUUGUAAAGGACUGCUACCAAAUAAAUAAACAAACUGAUAAAAAUACAUAACCACAAAAUUUUUAAGAUCAAUAAAUUUACACCAUUUUUUAAGCUGUGGAGUAUUCCGAAGGACGCAUUCUUUUGAUUUCUUAAAUGUGAAAAGUCCGCCCUUUUCCUCCAAAAAUCCCCCAAAAACGGGCUUACGCCAACUUUAAAAUCAUAUAUGGAAAUGUUGCAACAGUUUCAUGAAUCUUUCCAGUAGUGACAAAAUCUCUACUGUGAUCCGCAUGAUUCUGACCUUCCCUUAGCAAAUAGCAGCAGACGUUUCUUUCUCGCGGGCCGGGCAAAAGACAACAAACGCCCUAUUCACGUACAUUUUGUAAAUUUUUCCAAUUAAAAAAAAAAAAAAAAAGCAAACAUUUGUCCAAUGAAUUUACCGUUCCUUUGCUUUUCCUAAAAGAUGGCAAGUUGUUUGAGCCCUUUUUUCACUCGAACACAACAGACAAAUUUUUAAAAUAAACUUCAGUGUUCUACAAAGCUGCACUUCAUCGCAUAAAUUCAUAAUCAUAGUAAAAGGUGAUAAGAUAACGCGGGUAAUUUUAUUUUUAGAUUAUGAGGGGACUCUGUGAAUUACUAUGGCGCUAUAUCCACAAAAAGAUUACCCCAAUUGGCGCCCGUUUUCCAGCAAGGCUUCAUUAACUUAAUUCACAAAUAAAUCACAUCAAAGGAACGUUUUACUUACGCCGUCUUGAGAAAUUUUGCGUCCUUGGGCCGAUUUGUACAGAUCAAUUUUUGGCCCCUCAUUAAUUUCCCGCCAAUUUAUUCCCUGUCAAAUUUCUUGGUCACUUUCCCCCACACAAUUCCAUCGAAAUGCUCUCGCUCUCCUUAGCAAAGUUUUAACCCUUAAAUUUAUAUUUGGUAAACAUUGUGAUCAUCGUAUUUACACUUUUCGCCAAGUGAUCAGUGAUUAAGAACGGGGACCUUCUCAAAUAGAUAAAUCCGUCUUUUCGUCUCAAUUUUACCCAAAUUUCUUACUCGACCAACUAAGUAACUUUCUGUACGGCAAAUUCUGUUAAAUUAAGUUCAUUAUUUAAAAGAAAAGAAUUCGAUAGCUUCAAAUUUAUCCUAUAAUUUCAUCAUGACAAUAACAACAACGAACAACCAGUAACAGCAUGACAAACGAUUUUGUGUACAGACCGUGUGGGAACCUUAGGUCGCUAUCAUCGCAAAAAAUUAUCUUGAGGGCCAUAUUGCAGCACAGAGAAUAUUAGCAACUAAAGACCGCGCAAACAUGUUAUGAACUCAUACUAAAUAAUAUGGCCAUUCCCGCACAAGAAAAAAAAAAAUUUUUUUUUUUUUUUUACAAAUCCCCGAAUUUGAAGUAGAUUUUCAGCUAAAACCAACAUGGUAAAUUAUUUUUAAAAUAAGUUCUGAUAAAUAACGUCCAGGUUUCUCCAUUAAAAGGCUCGAUAUGCAGUUGUACUUCAUCACAUAAAUUAAUCAGCACAGUAAUAGAUUACAGGAUUGCGCGGGAAAUUUUGUUUGCAGAGCACAUGGAGACUCUUACUAUGGCGCUGUAUCUCUACGAAAAAAGUUACCCCUUGUAUUUGAUUAGCACCAGUUUCCAGCAAGAUUUCAUCGCCUAAAUUCAUACGUAAAUCCUAUUAAUGAAACAAUUUAACUUACGCCGUCUUGAGCAAUUUUGUGUUCUUGAGCCACUUUGCACUGUUUUAUUUUUUUUUUUUUGUGUGUUAUUAAUUAUUACCCGCCAAUUUUUAAUGUCGAAUCUGUUGUUGUCUUUCUGCCACACAAUUUCAUGGAACUUUCUUCGCUCCCCUCAGCGAAGUUUUACCUCUCAAGUCCAUGGUUUGGAAACAUCGUCAAGUCUAUUUGGUCAUACUAUUUUCGCAAUUAAUUAAAUAUUUUGCCAUGGAUAUAACCCACCAUGUGGGGACCUCUAAAUGACGAGAAAACACAUCCGUGCAUUUUAAUUAUCAUUUCACCCGAUUUUAUGAGUCGACAUAGCCUCUUCCAAUAGACAUCUUACCAAAAGAAACAAUAAAUUGUUCUCAUUAAGCUUCUGCCCUUUUCUAUCGUUAAACUGCUCACGCCUUAUGUACAGACUCGUCACAAUCAUGCACCAGAUUUUAUGGGGACCUUCGCAAGGAAAAAAGGUGCCCUCUCUUCGCAAUUUAUCUGAAUUUCUAAAUCGACUGAUCGAAACGAGCGACUAGAUUAAAUCCUUUAGACUAAGUUCAAUUUUUCCGUUGAAAAGGCUCGGUACUUUCACUUCAACACAUAAAUUAAUCAUGAUAAUCGCAGCAAUCAGUAACACUGCACGACUGAGAAUUUUGUCUUUGGACAAUGUGAGGACCAUGUUAAAAUUUGGUCCGAUGUCACCCAACAGAACAGAACAGAAAAGUGAAAGGUGAAGAACAUAACGAUGACUUAUAGCUUACCUUUAAAAUAGUUACAUUUUGGCUCCGCUUAUACUCCAGAUGCAACUGAAGUCUCAUGGAACUUGCUAUGCUUAUCAUACUGGCAGUUGGGCUUAUGUUUCAUUAACAGAUCAGUAAAAAAUGCAAAACAUUUGGAUUUAUCGCAACACUUAGAAGUAGAGAUAACGCACGUCACGAAAAAACAUUUUCACUCGGUUCUUUAGACAAAAAUAGUCUUUUCAUCUUUCUUAUCCUUUGACAAAUUUCGAUCACCUUUGGUCCCCUAAAUUGUUCGUUGCCCCAAGACCGGAGCAAUGGGAACUACAAAAAAAAUAAAUUUAUGCCGUCUAAUGUUUCCUAUCUUGAACAGAUUCACUCACCACUCCGUGGGUCCCCUUAAUUAGGGUUUUUGUUUUUCGAUACAUUACACUGAAGUCAAAACGUUAACAACUUGUAUCCCUCUGCUACCCACCAGUAAACGUUUACUCAUUGCACUGACUUAGUAGACAGCAUAAGCAGCCUUUGCCCACCGAGCAUUUUGUUUAUUAUUUCACCCGAUAUAGCCUCUUCCAAUAAAUAUCUGACCCAAAGAAACAUUAAGUUGUUCUCAUUAAGUUUCUGUCCUAUCACCAAACUGCUCAUGCCUCAUGUGCAGACAUUUUGUUAUCAUGUAGUGAAAAAUUAUGGGGACCGUCGCAAGAAAAAAAGAAAGCCGCUUUCUCUUCGCAAUUUUAUCCUAAUUUCUUAGUCAACCGUUCAAUUCGAAACGACCAGCUAAAUAAAUUCCCUCAAACUAGGUUCAAUUCUUCCCGUGGAAAAGACAUGGUGCUUUCAUUUCAUCACAUAAAUUGAUCAUGAUAAUCACAGCAAUCAGUUACACUGCACGACUAAAAUAUUGUCUUCAGACAAUGUGGGGACCAAGUUAAAAUUUGCUCCGUUGUUCACCAAAGAUUAUCCGGUAGGGACAAUGUAGAACAGAAAAAUAAAAGUUAAGAACAUAGCGACUUAUAGCUUACCUUAAAAUAGUUUCUUAUCCAUUGACAAAUUUCGAUCACCUUAGGUCCUCUUAAUUGUUCAUUGCCCCAGGACCGGAGAAAUGGGGACUAUACAAAUAAACAAGUUAAAAGAUCAGUAAAAAAUGAAAAAAAUUUGGAUUUGUCACAAUACUUAAAAGUAGAGAUAACGCACGUCACGAAAAAACAUUUUUCACUCGGUUCUUUAGACAAAAAAAAAUAGUCUUUUCAUCUUUCUUACCCGUGGACGCAUUUCGAUCACCUUUGGUCCCCUUAAUUGCUCAUUGCUCCAGGAUCAGAGAAAUGGGGACUACACAAAAAAUAAAUUUGUGCCGUUUAAUGUUUCUUAUCUUUAACAGGUUCCCCUUAAUUAGGUUUUGUUGUUUCGGUACAUAACACUAACGUCAAAAAGUUAACAGCUUCCAUCCCUCCUGCUUACCGCCAGUAAACGUUGACUCAUUGCACCGACUUAGUUUAUAGGAGAAAAAGCAGCCUUUAACCAUCGUACUUCUGUUACAGAAUUGUGCGGGAAAUUUCGUUUGCAGAGCACGUGUGGACUUAUUAACUAUGGCGCUAUAUUUUCACAAUAACUUUACCCCGUGUAUUUGAUGAGCACCCGCUUCUAGCAAGAUCUUAUCUCCUAAAUUCAUACAUAUAUUCCAUCAACGUAGCAUGUUAACUUACGCCGUCUUGAGCAUUUGUUUUUGGGGCCAGUCUGUACUGUGUUUUAUUUUUUGCGUGUGUAUUUAAUAAUUUACCGCCAAUUUUUAUUUCCUGUUGAAUCCGUUGCUUUUUUUGUGCGUCAGGAUUCCAUCGAAAUGAUAUCGCUCUCCUUAGCAAAGCUCCACCUAACAAGCCCAUUAUUUGGUCAAAAUUUUGAAAAUGACAAUUACAUUUGCGCUAGAAAUUUUACCUAAGUCAUAAUCCACCAUGUGGGGACCCUAAAAAUGACGAGAAAACACAUCCGUGCAUUUUGAUGAUUAUUUCACCCGAUAUAGCCCUUUCAAGAGAUAUCUUACCAAAGGAAAAUACGUUGUUCUCAUUAAGUUUCUCGUCUUUUCUAUCACAAAAAUGCUCAUGCCAUAUGUGCAGACAUAUCGUUAUCUUGCAGUAAAAAUUAUGGGGACCGUCGCAAGCAAAAAAGAAAGCCGCUUUCCCUUUGAAAUUUUACCUGAAUUUCUUAGUUAUUUGUUCAAAACGAGCAACGAGAUUAAUUUCCUUAGACUAAGUUCAAUUUUUCUUUUCAAAAAAUCCUUUGGGGCUUUCAUUUCAUCACAUAAAUUGAUCAUGAUAAUUUGGCUGAUGCGCCAUCAACAGAUCAGUAGGAAAAUGCAAAACAAUCAGGAUUUGCCAAAACACUUAAAAGUAGAGAUAGCGUGCGUCACGAAAAAACAUUGUCAAUCUUUUUUAUCCUUUGAAAGUUUCGAUUACCCUGAGUCCCUUAGUUGUUCAUUGCACCUGGACCGGAGUAACGGGACUAUACAAAUAAAUAAGUUUAUACCCUGUAAUCUUACAUAUCUUUAAAUUUAUUCCAAUUUUCACCAAAGACUAUGCGGCAGGGCAACAAAGAAGCUUACUGACCUAUAGCUUACCUUUAAAGUAAUUACAUUUCGACUACGCUUAUACCCUAGAAGCGCCUGAUUUAACUUAAUUCUCGAGGAACUUGCGAUGUUUAUCACACUAGUAUUGAGCUAAUGGGUCUUGGACAAAUCAAUAAUAAAAUGCAGAAAAAAUCGGAAUCUCCCAAAACACUUAGAGGUGGAGAUAACGCGCGUCACCAAAAACAUUUUUCAUUGUUCUUAUGCAUUGAUAAAUUUUAAUCACCUUAGGUCCCCUUAACUGUUCAUUGCCAUAGGACCGGAGAAGUGGGAACUAUACAAAAGAAUAAGUUUUACCCUUUAAUCUUCCUUAUCUUUAAAAUUCAGUCCGAUGUUCACCAAAGAUUACACGGCAGGGCAAUGCAGAGCAAAGAAGCCACCCUAGAACCUCCUGAUUUAACGGAGGUCUCAAAGAACUUUGCUAUGCUUAUCCUACCAGAAGUUGAGCUUAUACGUCAUUAACAGAUCAGUCAAAAAAAUGCGAAUCAUCUGGAUUUCUCACAACACUUAAAAGUGUAGAUAACGUACGUCAAGAAAAAACAUUUUUCAGUCGGUUCUUUGGGCAAAAAAAUAGUCUUUUCAUCUUUCGUUUCCGUUGAAAAAUUUCGAUCACUUUGGUCCCCUUAAUUGCCCAUUGCCCCAGGACCGGAGAAAUGAGGACCAUACAAAAAAUAAGUUUAUGCCGUUUAAUGUUUCUUAUCUUUAACAGGUACUCUCGCCAUUCCGUUGGUCCCCUUAAUUAGGUUUUGUUUUCUGAUACACUGACGUCAAAAAGUUAACAGCUCACAACCCUUCUGCUACCCGCCAGACAUCGUUGACUCAUUCCACUGACCUAGUUAAUAACAGUAUAAGCAGCCUUUGACCACCGCAGUUUUGUUACUUCCUACAAAGAGUGGUUUAGUGAAAAAAUACAAUUCCUUGCGUACUCAUACCGAGUGACAAAACAAAUUGAUCCCUACAUUUUGAUCACCCAUUCACAAGAAAUAUUCAGACAAAUGUUACGAUUCACAAGCUGAAAUUGGACCUGAAUGAAGUUCUAAGUAGGUUAAAUGACGAAUUCAUCGCCAUGUCGCAGACAAGAAGUAGUCCUUUGGUCGUUCAUUGCUAUCACCUUUGGUCUGCUUAAUUUGUCAAUGCUCCAAGACCGGAGCAAUGAGGUCUAUAAAAGAAAUAAGUCUAUACCCUGUGGUCUUUCUUAUCUUUGGCAGUUAACUUACCGUUUCAAUUAGUUUCUUCUCCAUUGAAUAUAUUUUAAUGGCAGAACAUUAUUGGAUGACCCAGCCACAACGUGAGCACAUUUACCGACAGGACAAACUACUAAGGAAAACAAGACAAAAUAAAUGUGAUUUGUUACUUUGGAAACUAGGAGAACGCGUCAAGCAAAGUGCGGUAUCUCAUCGGGGAGGAUCACAGACUGGGCCAGCUAUAGAGCGGCGGAAAUCAAGCCUAUCUGGCCUUAAGCGAAGUAAUAAUAUGAACGAUGACGGAGCGCAAAAGUCGUCUGCUACUUACGGCGGUUCGAAAAGAUAAAUUAGUACAGCAGCUUAAGAUACAGAACAUAAAUCGGAUGUUGUGUCCCCCCCCCCCCCUUUUUUCACCGGCGUGCUAGACUCCGGUUCUACCUAGUGCCAUAUGGUGAGCUCCCUAAAAACAUGACCGCAUUCUCUCAGGCACCAAUAAAAAUUCAGUUUUUUACCAUUGCGACCGCGUUAAUAAUACCGGCUUGUUAUUAUGUCCAACGACCAACUUUAGAGAUUCUCCCAGAGUUUUCUCAAGCCAUUCCAAGGAUUGGUUCAAGUGCGAAGUUUUUUUCCAUUACACAGAACAAAACCCAUUUGAUAUGAAAGCGUUACCUUUUUCAAAACCAUAGUUUGGUAAACUCCUAUAUACUUAUGUACUUGUCUCCCCAAAGAAUGAUUUAAGAGUGAAUUAAACUUUUUUGUAUCAUUUUCACAUUGCUUGUUGUUCGUCUGAUCUGUCGUGGACCUGUUCAUUCCUUCAGUUAGCAUCUUGCCUGAACCUUGCAUGGUUGCUCGCCUUGACGUCAGUAAUCCAGUGAACAACUAUUUACUGCUUCUUUUGAACGAAAAAAUUCUGGACUCCAGCUCAUCAAUGCUUCUUAUGGUGUCAAACUACUGACAUGCCAAUUGAGGCCACGUCCACUUUAUCACCUUUCUCUGAAGACCAAAAACAAACAAGUACCCUUGGAAGGCCACUAUAUCUAAAGCUCGUUGGAUCCUGUCGUAUAAAUUGCUUAAACUACAAGAGUGCUGAGCAUGCAUAGAAUUUAUACAGAUAUUUUCUUCCCCCAACGUCCAACGAGCUAACUUACCGGGUAGUCCCAGUUGCUUUUUGCGACAGAAAAUGGGUCAAGCGCCUGCUGUAUAGCUCCGGUUGGCAAGGCAUGAUAGUGAUAUAAGAAACAAAUAAUUUAUUUUGAAAGUCCUAGCCCUUCUUCCGUAAAGUAAUACCUUGGGAAAUCAGGCGAUCCUCUGACAUAGUCCACUUAACGCUUAACUUCCGCGUACCUCGAAACAGUCACCCGAGACCUUAUGGCGACGGCGACGUAAAGGGACUCAACGUCGAGGUUGUCAGUUGCCGUCGGCGUUCCUGCCAAAAGUUUACAUUACGAAAAGAUCUUGGAAACCGUGAGUUUCUUAUUCCAGCAAUUGUGAACCUUUGAAAGUUUACUGAGUGUCUUGCCGAUUUCGUCCUUGCUAAUAUCUGCCAUGCCAAAAGUAAGAGACACUAUUCUCAUGGCUUAUGCCCGUAAUUUGAUCGAUGAUACAGAGUACUUGUUUCUAGAUAACGUUAAGUUCUCCCAAAAAUCCUUUUAUUCUAUAUUGGAGCCACGAACGCUUCAAUCUGGACAUGAUGACAGAUAAAGAAUGCAAGAACUUACUGAAGUAUUGAACCCUCCAGGCCUGAUUGUUUGCUAUAACGACGUCAACAUGGACACAACUGAGGCAUUCUACAUAUUUCUCAGGCGCUUUGCCUGCCCGAGCAGGUAAGUGGAAUUGAUACCACGAUUCGCGAUACCUGAGCCUCAACUUUGAAUGAUUUCGCAUACUGUGAUGGAUUCCAUUUGCACUGACUGGAUACAUUUGCUGUUGGAUUGGAUCAGCCGUGGAUAAGUCGCCCACCUUUGUAGACAUUCACAGAAAUUAUCAGCGAGAAAGGAGCGGAUGAUGUACAACGGCCCUAUGAAAGUACAUUCAAUGAAAUUUAAGUCCAUUGCUACACCCAACGGCCUUAUUGCUACCCUCUAUGGCCCGGUGGAGGAUAAAAGGCACAACAGCGUAAUGUUGGCUCGAUCCAAAGUGUUGAACCAGCUUCAGGAGGAGGCACCUUAUGCAUUCAUGGCGAUCCAGCGUAUCUUCUCCGACUUCACUUUCAGAGUCCAUUUCACGGCGUUACUGACAGACCUUCCAAAAGCUUGGAACAAGUCAAUGAGUGAAGUGAGAUUUUUAAUUGAAUGGAUCUUCGGUGAUGUCGUAAAGUAUUUUAAAUUCUUGGACUUCAAGAGGAAUCCAAAGUUAUGCUCAAGCGCUGUGGGAAAAGUGUAUAUUUUAUGUGCUCUUCUUCAUAAUUCUCGGGCAUGUUUAUGUGGUGCAAUUACAUUUAAGUUUUUCCAGUUCUUUCCCACAACUGUCCAUGAGUACUUUCAAAAAUUUCAAGCAUGGUCCAUAAUAAAUCAAUUUUCCGAAUAAUUUUCAAUCAGUCUUCAGUUUACUUUCAAAUAAAUUAAUCUCCUUUAAACGAUCAUUACCAUGUAAAAGCAUUUUAAAAGUACUAAACUUUAAAAUUAUAAACAACUUUUAAAAUUAAAAGAUUAUAUCAAAUGAUCGCAUAACUCAUACAAAUUAUACAAACUGUUGAUAUUCUCUUCAGACAGCUGAUAUUCUCUUCCUGUUGUCUAUCACAUAUACAGAAAUACGCAAGGCAUCUGAACCAGAAAGUCCAAGUUUCAAAUAAAUUUGCGGAACAAUUUUAUUUGUCAGCAAGUUUUUGUAACAAGAACAUAAGCGCCUGGCUUUGCCGCUGCAGCAAAACCAUGUUCAUACGCUCUAGUUGUCGUAGCUGCUGUUGCUGCAUUCUUGCGGUAUUCGGUUGUUCCUCGAAUCUUUCGUCAUGUUUUUUUCCUAGAUUCAACUUGUCCUCUGCCUCUCUUACCUCCUUCUCCAUUUGCAGCUGUUGUUUCUUUAAUGCCGCCUCCUCCAAGUCUUGGCACCAAGACAAGUCAAUGGUUUAAGGCAACUAAAGAAAGCCUUGCCUUUCGAGAUAUAUUUGCACAUAAUAAAAUUCAGCCAUGUAGUUUUUUGUUUUUUCCCUUGAUGCCGUUGAGUACGCAUUUGUGUCUGAGGGUGGCCGUGGAGACCAAUCGGUGCACGAGAGUGUCUGUCGCAUGUGAAUCACAUGAACGGCCAAAGGUGAGCCUAUCCUACCCAGUUCUCAGGAUCUUCGCCCAGGUUUUUGAUGAAUACUUUCAGUUGUUUGUAAAAGGCUUUCUCUGUCCACCCACGGAUCUCUUUCCAGUGUCAGCCUACAACAGAGGAGCUAUUUUCGGAGAAUGGGACUUGUGCAGUUUGUGCAAUUGAACCAUCUGCAUUCAAUUUAAGUUGAACCAAAUGUAUUAUGCAUUUUUUCCGGUUGAAUCAUUUGAGCUAGUUUGACCAUUUAAACUACUUCAACCAAAUAAGAUAGAUUGUGCAAUUUGUGCAGUUUAAAUGUUUUUGUAAGUUUGAAUAUUUAACCAGUUGGACCAAUUAAGCUAGAUUGUGCAGUUUGUGCAGUUGAAGCACUUAAGCUAGUUAGACCUUUUGGACUACUUCAACCAAAAAAGAUAGGUUGUGCAAUUUGUACAGUUUAACUGCCUACGCUAGUUUGACUAUUCACCCAGUCGAGCCUAUUAAGAUAGAUUGUGCAAUUGAACCUUUUAAACUAGUUCUGGAGUUUGUCCAGUUGAACAGUUUAAGCUAGUUUGACCAUUUGAACUACUUCAACAAAUUCAGGUGGCUUGUGCAAUUUUUGAAGUUAAAUGUCCUCGCUAGUUUGACUAUGUAACCAGUUAAAUCAUUUGAGAAAACUUUAACAGUUUCUGCAGUUGAACUGGUUAAGCUAGUUAUGAAUUUUAUACAGUUUAACUGUUUUCGCAAGUUUGACCAUUUAAGCAGUUGGAGUUAAAUUAAAGAAAUUUCGAAAAGAAGUUCGAAAGAACUGCAGACGUUUACCAAACAGAGAGAGAAACACGACAGAAAACUCCGUCACUUGCUCAGUAAGGGGUCUCCUGCUAAUUCAGGCUCAUCUCUGAGAGAUAAAUGAGUCUUGAACCUUUCCUCCAAGGAGUUAUCCGCGCUGGAACGGAGUGGUUUAGAGAAGGGUCUGAAGUUUGCUAUUGCUCCUCGCAAAAUACCGACUGCCGAUAUUGUCGCCGCUGUUGAGGAGAGUAUCUCUCAACUCAACGACGAUCGUAGGUAUUUGGUAAGAGCAGAAGUAAUUAGCAUACUCACACGUGCUAAACCUCCUCCCAAAAACAUUCAAAAGGAUGUUUUCAAUGCACUUAUAGCUCUCAAAAAAAGGAUCCGGACAGGCUCGUAAUUGAGGACAAGGGUAACUGUGUUGUGGUUAUGGACAAACAGCAAUAUCACGACAAAGCUUUGUCUCUGCUUAACGACAAGAGUACGUAUGCUGUCUUUAACUCUGAUCCUACCAGUAAAACUCAAAGAAAGUUAAACAAAAUGUUGCUUGAUUUGAAAAAAGCUGGUAUAAUUAGUGACUCUACGUACAAAAUGUUAUACAGUAGUGACGGCUUAUGUCCACGUUUUCAUGGCUUAUCUAAAAUUCAUAAACCAGAAUUCCUUUGAGACCCAUUGUCUCUUUUGUUAAUUCUCCGACUUAUGCAAUUUCUGGUUAUCUUGCGAGAAUUUUGUCGCCUGUUGUUGGGAAUACUGAUUACUCUGUCAAAAAUCCCUGCGAAUUUGCGGAUUUCAUAAGAGAUAAAACUCUUAACGCUUGUGAAGAAUUAGUAUCUUUAGACGUUGUUUCGCUCUUCACCAAAAUCCCAGUUGAUCUUGCCGUCAAGGUUGCGGAGGAAUGACUCAGAAGAUGCUUCCCUGGGACAAAGAACUUCCUUGCCUGUGGAGGAUAUUAGUCAUCUGCUGUCUUUUGCCUCAAAACCACGCAAUUUACAUAUAACGGCGCCUACUAUCAACAAGUUUUUGGUACAGCGAUGGGUUCGCCCGUCUCUGCUGUCAUCGCUAACAUGGUAAUGGAAGACGUGGAACAAAAGGCCUUAGCCACUUCACCGGUUAAACCCUUUUUUCUGGAAAUGAUAUGUCGAUGAUGUUAUUUCUGCGAUAUCUGGAAAUGAAGCGGAGCGCCUCUUGUCGCAUUUGAAAUCAGUAGAGCCGUCGAUCCCAUUCACCCUUGAGCGUGAAAAGGAUAGACAUUUUCCCUUUCUUGAUUUAAAUGUGUUCAGAGUAAUUUAGAGACAAGUCUUUACUGUAAACCUACCCACACCGACAAAUACCUCGCUUUCGAUUCUCAUCACCCUGUUUGCCAUAAAAAAGUCUGUAGCCAAAACUUUACUUAGGAGGGCUGACUGUCUAUCAUCUUCACUCGAUUCGAAGGCUGAGGAGAGGAAAUAUGUUUCAAUGUCCUAAAGGCAAAUGGCCAUACAAAAACUUUUCCCCGUAACUGCCAAAAAUCAGUUACAAAUAGUAACGCUCUUGAUGCAAGGGAACCAGCGACUGGUUUUGCUUUUAUUCCUUAUAUACAGGGUGUUACGGAACCCAUCAAGAGAAUUUUGAAUAGCCACAACGUUAAAAUUGCUCAAAAACCUUUUCAGACUUUGGGGCAUAUUUUCGCCAAACCUAAGGAUCCUGUCACGAAAGAACAACGAACCGACGCCAUUUAUUCUAUUCCUUGCAAUGAUUGUGUCAACGAAUACAUCGGACAGACCAAACGUCAGUUUGGUACACGAUUAAAAGAGCACCAAAAAGCGGUUUUCCUUUGCAAAAAGGAAAAUUCAGCUUUAUCGGAGCAUACAUGCCUAACUAACCAUACAAUUGGGUGGGAUAAUUCUAAAAUUAUCACUACUAAUCGGCGUUACCACCAGCGCCUUUGUUUGGAGGCUUGGCAUAUUAACUCCGCUCACGCUCCUUAA